CCUCCCCCCGUCCCCGCCCCCGCCCACCCUUUCCUCUACAACCACACACAUCUACGCCCGCGCACCCACAGCAUGCUCCACCGGAAGCGUUUGAAUGCCCUGCUCGAUACGGAUCCCACGCCGGAGCAUGAGCGCCAGGUAGUGGCUCUGGUCACCCAGUCCACCGGGGGCAACCAGUUCCGCCUGGCCUUGGCCCCUUCCUCUGAGCACCUUGUCCCGGCGGGAUCCAACAUCGCCGAAGCCCCCGGGCAGGUGGAGAUCCUGGCCCAGCUGCAGCCCAAGCUUCGCGGGACCCUCUGGAUCCGGAGCAGUGACUUUGUUGUGGCCGAGAUCGCCGAGACCCCCGGGGUCGGGGGCAAGCGCGUCGGCACCAUCCUGCAUGUCCUCCGAGCGGAGCACGUCCGCCGCUUCAAGGCCCAGGGGAUCUGGCCGGCCGAUCUGCCCGAGCCGAAGCGCGUCUCCGCCGCCUCGGACAGCGAGGACUGCGAUGCCGCCGGGCCCGAGAGCGAGUUCCGCUUCUCCAAUUACCACGGCGAGCGCCACCACCACUCCUCCGACGAUGAAGGCUCCGGUGCUGAUACCGGUUCCGACAGCGAUGGCACCGAGGACGAUGAGGAUGGCUCCGACGGCGACGACACCGAUACCGAUGCCCACAUGGCCGCCAGGCUGGGCGCCAUGCUCGGGAGGCGGUAGGCAGGGCUCUCGGUCAACAUACAUGCAGGGUGACCAUCCCUCCUGCCGCAAGAUGUGGAUUCUCCCUCUUCCUCUCUCUCUCUCACUCCUUCAAUAUAUCUGUUGCCUCUUGUUCUCCA
Messenger RNA from Fonticula alba, 812 nucleotides. RefSeq lists its product as hypothetical. Bases 73 to 693 code for a protein of 206 amino acids. Gene Ontology annotation, molecular function: translation initiation factor activity. Gene Ontology annotation, cellular component: nucleus. Gene Ontology annotation, biological process: translational initiation. The transcript is spliced from 2 exons. The record is from RefSeq and is a predicted model, not a curated record. Lineage: Eukaryota; Rotosphaerida; Fonticulaceae.